This is a messenger RNA of Paramecium primaurelia, 824 nucleotides long. Lineage: Eukaryota; Ciliophora; Oligohymenophorea; Peniculida; Parameciidae. The record is from the annotation of a GenBank genome assembly.
AUGCUUCUCUGGUGUUUUAUAGUCAUUUAAAUAAUUGAUCCAGGAAGACCAAAAAAGUAAAUUGACAGAUUAAGAUAGAGCAGAUGAAUAUAGUUAAUCGCCAUUUUCAAAGAAAGGAUUUUGUCAAUAAUGUAAAUGUCCAAAACCUGAACGUUGCCAUGUAUAAUUUCAAAAAUAUAUUUUCAGCAUUGCUCAAUUUGUGAUCGUUGUGUUUUAUAAAUGGAUCAUCAUUGUCCAUGGAUAAAUACAUGUGUUGGUUAUUAAAACAGAAAAUAGUUCAUAUUGCUCUUAUUUUACGCAUUGUUAUUUAAUUUUAUAACAAUUGUAAGCACAACUAAAACUUAUUUGCUUUCAUUUUAAUUUUCAUUUUUAAACAUGAUUUAUGCUUUGAUUUGUAUUGGUAAUUAUGUAUUAGUAUUUUUACUUUUUGGUUUUCUAAAAUAUCACAUUGAUUUAUUAUAAAAAAAUCAAACUACACUAGAAGAUUUAAUUAGUAAAAACAAUUAAAUACUAUUUAAUCUAUAUGAUAUAGAUCCAUAUACAAAUUUUUGCUAGAUAUUUGGAGAUAAUAAAAUUUUAUGGUUAUUUCCAAUAUAUACUGCUAUUGGAUGUGAUGAUGGAAAUUUAUUUCCAAAAAAUGAAUAUAAAGUAAUGUAAACACCUUCUCCAUAAGUAAUUUCAGUGUAAGAAUACAAUUUUAUAAUAGUUUAUAUGAACAAUAAUAAAUAAGCAGUGAUAAAAAUAAAAAUGAGCAUCCAAUUAUACAAACUAUAUAUAGAAGAGAAAUGGAGAAGUAAAAGAUUAAUGACAUUAUUAAAAAUUGA